UGAACUCCAGUUAGUGUGGACAACAGGUGCACUACAGCCUCUCUCCUCCCCGCUGUUGGAUAAUGCCCGCAGAGCGCCGCUCGUCGCUUUGCGCAUGCAGGGCUUCCUCGUCUGCACUCUGAACAUUUGCACGUUUUUGUAUCCUGAUCACUUCCAGCCACAAAAAUGCCUUUUCCGCCCAUCAGCCUCCACCAGCGGAUCUCCUCUCCUGGCAGGGAGCUAUUCGGGAAAAAGAAAGCCAACGGAGUGCCUCCUCACAAUGAGCUCACCAGCAAAUCCGGCGGAGAGAAAGGUGGAUCCGAGAAGGAGAAGCAGUCAUCUUCUUGGACAUCGGCGAAUUUAAGGAAUUUGGGGCGUAAAGCCCAGCAAGAGAAGAGUAGAGGCCCAGCUCAGAAGGCGGGUGCCGGUCAGGAGACCCAGGGAAAGAGCUCCUGGCUGUCGGUACCCAAACCUCAGGACUCGUCUGAAGGAGUCAGGCGCUCCAGCUCCAUGGACGCCGCCAGACACCUCCAGGGCAAAGAGGAAGGAAAGAAGGAGAUUCAGUUUACUCUAAGUCUCACCCCUGAAGCCAUUCUUGUCAUCCAAAAACGGAAUCUCGAAAAGCAGAUGAUGGCAAAGCAGCAGUGUUGCGCCUCCGCGGACUUUCGGCACAGGCGAGUUUUUCCAUCCAAAAAGGCGCACGGAGCGUCCAAGGGCUGCGCUCCUGUCGCCAAAGUGGAAAGCGCCGAGCAGGACAUUACAGCCAUCGUUAAAAUAUCUCUUUUGAAUGAUCAGUAUAAGUACGACGAUGUGGAGUAUGAAGAAGAGGAUGGAGACGUGGACGAGACUGUUGUGAGGAAAUGUAAAGAGUGGCUCAAAGGGGUCGAAAAUGCCGCUGCUUUGGGAAAAGUCGACAAACUUUCUGCACUCCCGCACCUUAAAGGCUGCUGACACCUGACUUCAUAUUUCAUUUUCUAAACAGCUGACUGACGUGAUGAUGGACUCAUGAAAAGCGUACACCGAUAGACUACCGAUGUAGGCCUGCUGCAAUGGCAUCUUAAGUCUGACGCCUGCAAAUUAAACGAUUAGCGAAUGAGGGGAUAAAAUCCACUCCAGAGGAAUGCCAAUUUGUUUCGGGGUUAUGUACUAAAAUAGAUAUCACACAAAAAUGAAGAAAAUUGAAGAAACAUGAAAAUAGAUGAGUAAAUUGCAUAGGAAUAAGAGGGCGUUUGACAUCCUCUCUCCUCAACAAAAAUAAGAUGUUAAAGCUUAAUUGCAGCCUGUGGCUCAGCCAACAGUGCUUCUUAUGGUUCACAUGGACGUUGCUUUGCGAGUUUAAUGCCUGUUCAAUGUUUUGUUGAAGUUUGAACUGAUUACCUUGAUAUUCUUGUCCUUUGCACAUGGUUUUUGUAUUCAGUGGGGCGCCUGUGGAUUGGAAGAGGGGUUUGCGUAAAGGGACGCGAAACCGUUCCUUUGUGUUGGAGAACAAUAAGGUGUCAACAACAGGGCUUUAUAUGCGCCUGCUGCUGAAACCAAACUGGACUGUUUAUUUUCCUCUAAUAAGAGGGUUAACUUUGUAGGGAUUUAUCAGCGAUGUACAGUAUUUCAUAUUCACUAAAUAUUUGUACUGUCAAACGUUUUCUCAGCUGAUGAUUUUCUU
Perca flavescens (yellow perch) is the source of this 1639-nucleotide messenger RNA. It is a transcript of the gene prr18, whose product is annotated as proline rich 18. The record is from RefSeq and is a predicted model, not a curated record. Lineage: Eukaryota; Metazoa; Chordata; Actinopteri; Perciformes; Percidae. The transcript has a single exon. Bases 166 to 930 code for a protein of 254 amino acids.